CGUAUCAUGUGACGCCUGACCACCAACACCCAGCAUUCGCCGCGGUGGCGCAUGCGCGGUGAGCCCCACGGGGUCGGAGCUGUCAGCCGGAGGGUCUCCAUUUUACUUUCGAGAGAUAAUAUCGGCCGUUGGAGCAGGGCCCAGAGCCAGGCUACCGACCGACGCCCUCUGUCUCCUCACCUUCCCCGCCACACCUCUUCCCUGUUGGGCCGGCCGGAGUUUAAAUGGCAGCCGGGGCCCGACCAUGGAUAUCAAGACGGCAGUUUUCAACGCAGCUCGGGACGGCAAGUUGAAACUUAUGCAGAAGUUGCUGAACAACCGGAGCGCGGAGGAGCUGGAGGCGGUGACAUUGGAGAAAACCAAUGGCGGCACCCCCCUGCUCAUCGCCUCCAGGUACGGCCACCUGCAGGUAGUCGACUACCUGAUGGAACACUGCAAGGCCAAGGUGGAGCUGGGCGGCUCGGUCAAUUUCGACGGGGAAACCAUCGAAGGGGCCCCGCCGCUGUGGGCAGCGUCGGCCGCCGGGCACCUGUCGGUGGUCCGGACCCUGCUGGAGCACGGGGCGUCCGUCAACAACACCACCCUGACCAACUCCACCCCGCUGCGGGCCGCCUGCUUCGACGGCCACCUGGAGAUCGUCAAGUACCUCAUCGAGCACAGAGCGGACAUGGAAGUGGCGAACAGGCACGGGCAUACUUGCCUCAUGAUCUCAUGCUAUAAGGGGCAUAAGGAGAUUGCCAAGUAUCUGCUGGAGAAGGGUGCGGAUGUGAAUAGGAAAAGUGUGAAGGGGAACACUGCUUUGCACGACUGCGCAGAGUCAGGAAGCCUGGAAAUAAUGAAAAUGCUGCUAAAAUGUGGGGCUAAGAUGGAAAAGGAUGGCUAUGGAAUGACCCCCUUACUAGCUGCCAGUGUCACAGGUCACAUGAAUAUUGUGGAGUUUCUCAUUAACCACGUGCAGACCAGGAAGGAAGAUCGAAUUGAUGCGCUUGAACUAUUGGGAGCUACGUUUGUUGAUAAGAAAAGAGACUUGCUGGGAGCGAUGAAGUUUUGGAAGAGAGCAAUGGAGAAGAGGCACAGUGACAAAAGCAAAAUAGUUAAGAAGCCACAGGUGGGACAACUGGUGUUAGCUUAUGAUUAUGCAAAAGAGGUUACAACAUCUGAAGAGCUGGAAGCCUUGAUUACUGAUCCAGAUGAGAUGAGGAUGCAAGCCUUGUUGAUCCGAGAGAGAAUUCUUGGUCCAUCCCAUCCAGACACUUCCUACUAUAUUCGUUAUCGAGGUGCAGUUUAUGCUGAUUCUGGAAACUUUGAAAGAUGCAUCAAUUUGUGGAAAUAUGCACUGGAUAUGCAGCAGAACAAUUUAGACCCACUGAGCCCUAUGACUGCCAGUAGUUUGCUCUCCUUUGCUGAGCUUUUUUCUUUUGUCCUGCAAGACCGUCCAAAAGGCACCCUGGCCAUGAAAGUAUCUUUCACUGAUCUUAUGGGCAUCUUGUGUAAAAGUGUCCGUGAAGUUGAACGAGCAGUGAAUCAGCGGGAGAACCCACCUGAUGUUGCACAAUUCACAAAAGCUUUAUCUAUUAUUUUACACUUGAUUUCCUUGUUAGAAAAGGUAGAAUGUAGCCCUGAUCAGGAACAUUACAAGAAGCAAACCAUCUAUCGGCUUUUGAAGCUGAAUCCAAGAGGAAAGGGUGGAUUUACCCCAUUACAUCUAGCAGUUGACAAGGACACAACAUCAGUUGGCCGUUAUCCAGUUUGCAAGUUCCCUUCGUUGCAAGUGACCUCGGUACUGCUGGAAUGUGGUGCUGACGUUGACUCAAGAGAUUAUGAGAACAACACUCCUCUGCAUAUAGCUGCAUUCAACAACAAUCUUGAUAUUAUGAACAUGUUAAUUGACACCGGUGCACAUUUUGAUGCCACCAAUUCUUCCAAGAAAACUGCUUGGGAUUUGUUGGAUGAAAAGAAGAUGGCCAAGAAUUUGAUUCAACCCAUCAACCACAUCACUCUGCAGUGCCUUGCUGCUCGUGCCGUUGAAAAACAUAAGGUCAUUUACAAAGGAUUAAUUCCAGAAGAACUGGAUGCUUUCAUUCAACUACAUUGAAGUGCUAAAUUAAGUCUUUAUAAAAUUGGUUCACAUGGGGAUUGAACAACUCACUGACAUAAAUAUGACAGACACUUCAGUGAGAUUAAAAUCAGUCUGCCUCCUGAAGGGCUAUUUCAAUCUUAUAGGGCUAAGACCACAGAACAAACAAAAUUUAUUCUUGCAGAAUGUAUGCUGGUUGCUAUCUGCUCUGUUGUCCAUUCUGAAUUAUACCAAAAGACCAGAUGUUUGGGUGAAGGGAAUUCUAAUUCAUUUAGAGAAAAUUAGUUAAUAAUCUGCAAUUUUUAAGAAGUCUUAUAAACUCUUCACUUAAUUUCCCUGUUACACCACUGCUGCCAUCCUGGCUGAAUGGAUCACAGCUCAUGCCAUUUUAUGUUUUGUGGAUUUUUAAGUUCUAUGCACAAUAUUUCCUAAGCUGUACUUCAUUAUUGUAGAAAAAUCUAAAUUUUAAAACACACCCAAUAAAUCCAGUGGCACCUGUGUAUUUCAGCUGCUUUUUAAGAUUGAGCAAAUAAAAUAUCCACUAAGUGCAACAAGGUCCAAA
Molecule: messenger RNA, 2639 nt
Organism: Chiloscyllium plagiosum (whitespotted bambooshark)
Lineage: Eukaryota; Metazoa; Chordata; Chondrichthyes; Orectolobiformes; Hemiscylliidae
Product: protein fem-1 homolog C-like
Molecular function (GO): protein binding
Source: RefSeq, a predicted model, not a curated record